CAGAAGUUGUACAAGAUGGCUGUUGUUGACCUCUGACUUUCUCUUUGGCAUGGUCGUUGGAGGAAGGUUUAGUCUUCUAGAUCUAGCCUUUUUGUGGAGUCUGUGUUAAAGGCAGAUCAAGAUGUUGCCUUCACGACUGUCCUCAAUGAUGUCCACAACUUGGGCCUUCAGUCGCUCGAAAUGUCUGACUUUCCUGAGCAGAAGCAGCAGCAGCAGCAGCAGCGGUAGCGGGUACGGUGCGUCUAAAUCUGACCACAGUCUGGCCACAUACAAACUGGAGAGCCAAGAGGACAAAGCCUCUGCGUACGCCUCACCCAGCCCGUACAAAAACCCCGGGCCCCGGAGAUACGGCUAUCAGACCAAGUAUAAGACUCAAGGUGUUCUCCCUCGCAACGAGCGGCCCGUGAGGUCUCUGGACCCAUACAAGGCCAAGAACCGCUGGACCAAGGACAGGGCUCUCUUUGGACAAAACGACUACAUCGACAUCUUGGGAGACGGAGACGUGCAUCCCGCGGACUUGCUGACCGGGCCCAAGUGGCUGAUUGCCUUCAAGGGGAACGAACUGGAGCGUCUGACGAGGAAGAUGGAGUGGGAGGGGCCGCGACUCAAGACCUUCUACCCCUCGGAGUGGAACCGCGUGGACAAGAGGAUCCGCUACCUCACCCGCCUCUACAACAACAAGAGGCACAAGAGGUCGGCGGAUUGAGGUGGCGCCGAAGUUUGCGUGUUGUUUGUAGUUUCUGUGUGUGAGUGUACGCGGAAUGUUUGUGUCGUUUGUAGUUUCUGUGUGUGAGGUUGGCGCUCCUAUGACCGAAUGCAGUUGCUAGUGCCGUAAAAUCACUGCUAAAACUAAAACAAAAAAGUAUAUGAGUGUACGCUGAAGGUUUGCCUGUUGUUAGAAUUUCAGUAUUUGAAUGUACUCUGAAGGUUUGUAUCAUGGGUGUCAGUAUGUGAGUCGUGAGUGUACUUUGAAUGGACAGCAGCUCGAGUUAAAAGAUGCUAGACGUGUGUCUGCUUGCGUGCAUGCGUGCGUGUGUUUGUGUGUGUAUAUAUUCAUAGCUGCCUCCUGUUUGGAUCAAAUAAAUGCUUUUGAAUCUUUGAA
Molecule: messenger RNA, 1102 nt
Organism: Aplysia californica (California sea hare)
Lineage: Eukaryota; Metazoa; Mollusca; Gastropoda; Aplysiida; Aplysiidae
Product: 39S ribosomal protein L51, mitochondrial
Exons: 5
Coding region: 122-706 (194 amino acids)
Biological process (GO): translation
Cellular component (GO): mitochondrial large ribosomal subunit
Molecular function (GO): structural constituent of ribosome
Source: RefSeq, a predicted model, not a curated record